AUGAAGCCAUCAUCCACCGGAGAAGCACCAUCAAAAGUACCGAAGAAUGGUGCAUUUGCCUCAAUCUCAAAAACCGAGGCAGCACAAAUGGAAACGCAGCAAACGAAAGUAUCUAUCAAAAGUAGUCCAAACUCAAGCUCCAUUGCUGAAGCAAACCACGUUUUGUUUGGCAGGGGGAAGCGAUUUACCUAUCAUCCAGGAAAUCAGCGGAUGCGCCGGAUCCUCGACAAGUACAGGUCUCAAUACUUUGGUGCCUCAUGUGCGGAAAAACGCAAGCUAAUCAAGAAAGCAUACGAGGAGAUCGUCGAAGGUGGUGUAAAAUUCUUGAAGCCGGCUGGAAGGGAGGACGAGUGGGUCGAAGUUGAUGUUGAACUUGCAAUCCAAAAGGUGGGCCAUUCGCUUCGUUGCCGAAGGUCUUGCAAAGGCAACAUUCAAGCGUCUUUGACAACCCGGAAGGCGCCUACUACAAUAUUACAAAAUGGUAUGACAACCCAAACUACUUCUGAGUUUGUUGGAGAGUCAGUUGUUGGUUCCCCGAUGUUCCAGCAAAGCCAAAUGCAGCAGCAGCAGCAGCAGCAGCAGAUACAAUCCGAAUCAAUCACGCAUCCACUGGGAGACGAGCUGUUGAGACGGGCAAUUGCACAACGGCGAGCACUUGAUCUCGGUCUUUCAUUGCUUCCACAUCCAAUGGCAUCUUCAUUGCUUCCAAAUCCAAUAACGUCUUUAUUGGUUCAGCAACUUCAGCUUGAGAGGCUUGGAUUGUUGCCAUUAUAUACAGCUAGAACGGCAACUAUGCAACCCGGAGCUAUGUCGCAGGGGGCACUGCGAGUGAUUGAACGUGAAGAGGAGCUUCUUCGGAUAAUGUCGUCGCGUGGCAACAAAUUUCCAGGACUUUGA
Messenger RNA from Cylindrotheca closterium, 897 nucleotides. The record is from the annotation of a GenBank genome assembly. Lineage: Eukaryota; Bacillariophyta; Bacillariophyceae; Bacillariales; Bacillariaceae.